CCCCCUAGUAGGAAAUGAGGCAGAGUAGGAAUAACACUUUAAAAGCCUAACACCCUCUUCCUCCUGACAUUCCCUGACCUCUUUCUAUCCUCUGCUGAACCUCUGCCUGUUCCCAGACAGCCUCACUUCUUUCCCCCCGGCUGCAGCCAGUGGAACCCCCCAGCCUGACCCCGCCGGGAGCCCAGGGGGGGAAUCAAGAACUUCAGGAUGCUGACAACUUUGCUGCCGCUACUACUGCUGCCUGGCUGGGUCUUUUGUAGCCAGGAAGCCUCAGAGGCCGCCAGCUCCAACGCCAGUGUCCCUGACGCGCUGACGCUGCCCCCAGGCCCACAGAGCCUCCACAUGCUCCAGAUCUCCUACUUCCGCGACCCCUAUCACGUGUGGUACCGGGGCAACGCGUCGCUGAGUGGACAGCUGACACACACGCUGGAAGGCCCGGGCAACAACGUCACGAUCCUCCAACUGCAGCCUUUGGAGGAUCCCGAGAGCUGGGCACGCACGGAAAGCAGCCUGCAGCUCUACCUGAGCCAGUUUCAAGGCCUCGUGCGACUGGUGCAUCAGGAACGGAAGCAAGGCGUCACCUUUCCUCUCAUUGUCACCUGCUUCCUGGGCUGUGAGCUGCCUUCCAAGGAUUCAGAGGCCCGAGUCUUCUUUGAAGUGGCUGUGAAUGGAAGCUCCUUUGUGAGUUUUAAGCCAGAGAAAGCUCUGUGGGUGGCAGCCCCCGGGGAACCCUCCAGAGUGGUCACCUUUACUCUGAAGCAGCUCAAUGCCUACAAUCGCACUCGAGAUGAACUGCAGGAAUUCCUACAGCAUACCUGUGUUCAGUAUGUGCAGCAACACAAACAGAUCGCCACAGACAAUUCCAAAGGGAGUCAAAGAGGCCGCUCCUACACUUCACUGGUCCUGGGUGUCCUGGUGGGCAGUUUCAUCAUUGCUGGCGUGGCUGUGGGCAUCUUCCUAUGCACAGGUGGACGGCGAUGUUAAUUACUCUCCAACUGCCUCUGAGAAAGAAAUAGAUUGAUGAGGACUGGCAAGAGAAGGUUUCAGUCACAUGAAGUCAGAUAGACUCUCCAACUGGGACACAAUAUCCCAGAAGGUUUGGAGUGACAGUUUCUUUCUUCUCCAAGAUCUGCCCACCAAGGGACAUGGAGAGGCGAGGGAGAUAAAGUACUUGGUUUGUUAAGAACCUUAGGAGUGCUGAAGAGAAGGUGGGGUGGGGAAAGAACCUAACAACUUUCCGCAUCAUUGAAUUGGUCUGAAAAAUGAGUGCUUAUCUAUCUUUGUGGAAAACAGACGAUGGAGUUGGGGCAGGGAGUGUCUAUGGCCUGUCCUCCAAAGAGAGAUAGAAUUGCCUGAGGUAUUCAAAACACAAAACCAAAUAAAACAAGUUGUCCACAACCAAAAUAAAUAACAUUCAGUGUC
Ictidomys tridecemlineatus (thirteen-lined ground squirrel) is the source of this 1422-nucleotide messenger RNA. It is a transcript of the gene Procr, whose product is annotated as protein C receptor. The record is from RefSeq and is a predicted model, not a curated record. Lineage: Eukaryota; Metazoa; Chordata; Mammalia; Rodentia; Sciuridae. Gene Ontology annotation, biological process: negative regulation of coagulation. Gene Ontology annotation, molecular function: signaling receptor activity.